This is a messenger RNA of Oryza brachyantha (malo sina), 2133 nucleotides long. Its product is annotated as NAD-dependent protein deacetylase SRT1. The record is from RefSeq and is a predicted model, not a curated record. NCBI's taxonomy places the organism in Eukaryota, Viridiplantae, Streptophyta, Magnoliopsida, Poales, Poaceae. The transcript is spliced from 15 exons. Gene Ontology annotation, molecular function: NAD+ binding. The coding region runs from base 316 to 1773 and encodes 485 amino acids.
CACGGGCCACAGCCCUCCACACUUUGCGGCCUCGCCUCCCCCCUCCCCUCUCCCUGGCUGCCUGCCUCCCUCCCUCUCCCUGCGGCCGCCGCCGCCGCCGCCGCUCGGGUCCGCCACCGCCGCUCCUGUCACCCUCCGCCUCCGACCCCCAUCUCCUCCCCAAUCGCCUCUCGCUUUUUUCCGGCGCUCCACGGUAGUGCGGUACCAAGGCGCACCCUCCCGCCGUCGUGGAGCGGAGAUCCGGGCUCCGAUUUGUUCCAUUGACUGAACAAGAAGGCUGUGAAGUGUUGGGAGAAACUUGAGAGGGGCUGAGAGAUGUCACUCGGCUAUGCCGAGAAGCUAUCCUACCGAGAGGAUGUGGGGAAUGUGGGCAUGCCUGAGAUCUUCGACUCCCCCGAACUUCUACACAAGAAGAUAGAAGAGCUUGCAAUCAUGGUGCGACAGAGUAAGCAUUUGGUGGUGUUUACUGGAGCAGGUAUAUCAACUUCAUCAGGAAUACCUGACUUCCGGGGGCCCAAAGGCAUUUGGACACUGCAGCGUGCAGGAAAAGGUGUUCCUGGUGUAUCAUUGCCAUUUCACCGAGCUGUUCCAAGCCUGACUCAUAUGGCACUGGUUGAAUUGGAAAAGAUAGGUCUAUUAAAGUUUGUCAUAAGCCAGAAUGUUGAUAGCUUACAUCUCCGAUCUGGCCUUCCAAGGGAGAAGCUGGCUGAAUUGCAUGGAAAUUCUUUCAAGGAGAUCUGUCCAAACUGUAAAAAGGAGUACCUUCGUGAUUUUGAAAUUGAGACAAUAGGACUGAAGGAUACUCCAAGGCGUUGUUCUGAUAAGAGCUGUGGAGCUAGAUUAAAAGAUACUGUUCUUGAUUGGGAGGAUGCUUUACCCCCUGAGGAAAUGGAUGCUGCCAAGGAGCAGUGUCGAACUGCUGAUCUUGUCCUAUGUCUAGGAACUAGUCUGCAGAUUACUCCUGCAUGUAAUAUGCCUCUGUUGUCACUAAAGAAUGGGGGGAGGGUGGCUAUUGUAAAUCUUCAGGCAACUCCAAAGGAUAAAAGGGCAAGCCUUGUCAUUCAUGGUCUAGUUGAUAAGGUCAUUGCUGGGGUUAUUUAUAUGAUGAAUCUGCGAAUCCCUCCAUAUAUUCGAACUGACUUCGUUCAACUUAGUCUCCGGCACUCAGUCAAAAAAAAAUGUGUGAGAUGGACUCUCCGAGUAACGAGCAUUCAUGGCCUGCGAGCACCUUUGCCAUUUCUUCGAUCAGUUGAGGUUUCCUUUCCUGAAAGACCUGACAUGAAGCCUGUAGUACUAAAGGAGCAACCGUUUUCUUUGCAGAGGGAAACGUCAAUGAAUAGAUCAUUUGUCAUGCUAUUGACAUUCAACUUUAGUGAUGGUUGCAGCUGUUUGAGCUCUUGCAUUGAAUGGCCUGUUGAUUUUCUGAAGCGAAAAGAAACCUUUGUCAGGAACAGAAGUAUAGUCCUGCAAGAGUUGCAAUAUGCUGCGGAGCGCCAAUCACGUGCCGGGCAGCAGGCAAUUCUGGAGAGGGAGGGUCUGCCAAGAGCUGAAACAUCAAUUCAUGCGCUUGUGACCAGUAUUGUCAGGUAUGAUACUGAAGAUGUCAAGGCGGCAGUUCCCGUUGUUACAUUGAUGAACAGCAGCGGCGGCAGCCUUUCCAAGCGGCACAUGGAUGCCAUUGGUUGCAAUCCAGCAGCAUCGUCAAAGAAGCAGAAGCUGGUUGCUUCUGGUGAUCGGAGAAAGGGCCUGAACCCUAAAACCCAGGGAGCUUGAUAAUGGCUAAUUAUUCUAGUUGUCAGACAAGUGUUAGAUAGCAUAGAUGCAUGAGUUCACAGUAGAGUAAGGUGUUUACAACUUGUAGUGCAUGUGAAAGCUGGCAGAGUUUUUGCAUGAUAAACCCAGUGUUCUCCAACCAUCUCAAAGGAAACUGGUUGUGGUGUCUAGUGGUAUGUUUUGUAAAGCUCUGAAAGAUGAAACGGGUUUUCAAAGCACAAAAACGUAUCCGUAUGUCUGUUUUUAAAGUACAAAGAGUUUUUGAUGAGAUUCGUUGGCGUUACUACGAAGAAACUGUUAUGAUAUCGAACCUCAUGCCUUAUCAAGCAUCUUAUUCCAUCCUAAAGUUGGAUUAUUCUG